GGCGACGACGACGACGACGACGGGCGCCCGGAGCGGGGCGUGGGCCGCGCCGACCUGGUCAUGAGCUUCGUCAACAUGGUGGAGCGUGACCAUGCCCUAGGCCACCACGAGCCCCACUGGAAGGAGUUCCGGUUUGACCUGACCCCGAUCCCAGCAGGGGAGGCAGUCACAGCUGCUGAGUUCCGGAUUUAUAAGCUGCCGAGCCCCCACCACGUCAACCAGACCCUCCACGUCAGCAUGUUUGAGGUGGUCCCGGAGCAGUCCAACAGGGAGUCUGACUUGUUCUUUUUGGAUCUUCAGACGCUCCGAGCUGGGGACGAGGGCUGGUUGGUGUUGGACGUCACAGCAGCCAGUGACCGCUGGUUGUUGACCCGUAACAAGGACCUGGGACUCCGCCUCUAUGUGGAAACAGAGGAUGGACACAGCGUGGACCCUGGCCUGGCUGGUCUGCUGGGGCGCCAGGCACCUGGUCCAAAACAGCCCUUUGUGGUCACUUUCUUCCGACCCAUUUCCUCUUCUGCACACAGCAGUACUGUCUCAGAAGUUGUCACGAGGGUGCAUCUGAUGAAGCCCGAUGCCGUCCCCAAGGCCUGCUGCGCUCCCACCAAGCUGAGCGCCACCUCAGUGCUCUACUACGACAGCAGCAACAAUGUCAUCCUGCGCAAGCACCGCAACAUGGUGGUCAAGGCCUGCGGCUGCCACUGAGCCCACCCACCGCCCCACUGAGCCAAGGCCAUGGGAGGCUGUACAGGCAGGAAAUCCAUAAGUGUGGCCGUGGUUCCGGCAGGGUGGAAAGGAAGCCCUUUAGGGGUCAACAUGUCCAUGCCCCUGCCGCCUUCAUGCCAGAUUCUGUCUGCUCCAGGACUAACAAAUCCCCACCCCACCCCAGCCCAGGGCUGUGAGGCACUGUUCUGCUUCCAGCCCUGGGGCUCCUAGUCAUCAGGCAGGGUUCCAUCUUAUCCUGCAGUCCCAGGAGCACAUGCUGACUGGGCUCUCCAGGGCUGGUACAAAAGCCCUGUCUGAGGGCCUACCAGACUUCUCACUGUGGGAUGACCUGGAAGGCACCUGGGACCCAAGAUUGGCCUAUCCAGGUCCUACUCCAUUCUUCACAGGGUUCAGGUAGAACCCCACAGCCUGUCCUUCCCAGCUUCAACACUGGGCAUCUCUAGAGAAUAAAGAACAUGGACUUGC
Molecule: messenger RNA, 1191 nt
Organism: Echinops telfairi (small Madagascar hedgehog)
Lineage: Eukaryota; Metazoa; Chordata; Mammalia; Afrosoricida; Tenrecidae
Product: bone morphogenetic protein 8B-like
Exons: 6
Biological process (GO): SMAD protein signal transduction
Cellular component (GO): extracellular region
Molecular function (GO): cytokine activity; growth factor activity
Source: RefSeq, a predicted model, not a curated record